CACUGAGAUUCCCCUUGACAUACUGCUAAGAUCGACUGCUGAGGGAACGUUCUUCCCUUUUACUCGUUAUCCUUCUCUACGUUCAAUAUACGACUCGAGCAAUUUGGACUGUUUCUUUAAUUAUAAACAACUCGUCUACUUCGUAAUCGCGUGAUUUGUGGUUCCAAUUUUCGGACAUAGUAUAUCGAAUUUUUAUUGUAUCGAGAUCAGUGUUCACUAUCCAUACAAAAUCACUAUAAUUCCCCCAGAAAAUUACACAUACGUUUCAAUUUCGUGGAAUUUUAAUUAUUAAUGAAACCUUCAAAGUGAAUUAUUGAAGUCGUAGUAAAUUGAUAAGAAAAAACGAGUAAAUCGAGUUAUUUGUUUAAUUAAACAAUUAUUAUGAAUGGCAAUUGUUUGUUUUAUGGAGUAGAAGUCACGUUCUUUUGGAAAAUUAAUGGGAAAGUCAAACAGGUAAUUGCAUGAAUUGGAUUAGGUGUUUAUUUAAAAAAAACAAUCCUUUCCAUAAUAAUCAGAAUGGGAGCUGCUUAUUUUAUCAACUGGACGUCACGUGAUCUUGGAAAAUAAAUAAAAAUGUCUUUGGAUCAAACGGUUUGUGAAGAAUUAAUUUCAGAUUUGAAGGCUUUCGAAAGACGUCUUACAGAAGUUAUUAUUAGUUUACAACCGGCAACUUUAAGAUGGAGAAUGUUGCUAGGUUUCAUAUCAGUGUGCACAGCAGUGGGUGCGUGGCAUUGGCUAACAGAUCCCAACACAUCCGCUGUUUCCUUUACCCAAAGUCUCUACAACCACCCAUUCUUCGCCAUAGCUAGCAUCAUUCUAGUAAUAUUAUUCAUGCUGGGGGUCCACAGACGAGUGAUAGCACCAAGUAUCAUAACUCAGAGGGCUAGGAUCGUGCUUGGAGACUUUAACAUGAGCUGCGAUGACACUGGAAAGCUCAUUCUCAAACCUACUAGGCCCUUGCAUCUUCACGAUACCUAAAACCCAUCUCCUACAAUCUUCAAUGAUUGGGUUUUCAAUGUUUAUCGUCCGUUGAAGGUUUCGAUAUACAUUUUUUAUAAUUGAAAAUGAGUUGAAACUAUUAUUUAAUUUAGUAAUGAGGGCUCGGUGCCUAAAUUACAGUUGGUAGUGUCUGUCACGAUUAAUUAUGUACCUCAAACUAUUAGGGUUCAAAGUCCAAGUUCCAAUCAUUAUUAUCAGUUACAAUUAAUAUUGUACUAAUUAUAAUUAAGGAAAAUGUAAAAUAGACAGUAAAACACAUGCAAAGAUCAUGGAAAGCAAUAAUUAAUGUAUUUUCUAAGUUUCUUGUUAAUAGAAUCUAUUGUAAUUGAAUACUUUCGUAAAUACUCCUAUUUAUAUUGUGAUGCAACUCGC
Messenger RNA from Colletes gigas, 1371 nucleotides. It is a transcript of the gene Cnep1r2, whose product is annotated as nuclear envelope phosphatase-regulatory subunit 1. Gene Ontology annotation, cellular component: Nem1-Spo7 phosphatase complex; cytoplasm. NCBI's taxonomy places the organism in Eukaryota, Metazoa, Arthropoda, Insecta, Hymenoptera, Colletidae. The transcript is spliced from 4 exons. Bases 574 to 978 code for a protein of 134 amino acids. The record is from RefSeq and is a predicted model, not a curated record.